Molecule: messenger RNA, 1674 nt
Organism: Talaromyces atroroseus
Lineage: Eukaryota; Fungi; Ascomycota; Eurotiomycetes; Eurotiales; Trichocomaceae
Exons: 4
Coding region: 1-1674 (557 amino acids)
Biological process (GO): carbohydrate metabolic process
Molecular function (GO): hydrolase activity, hydrolyzing O-glycosyl compounds
Source: RefSeq, a predicted model, not a curated record
AUGAGGGCAGCAUCAUUUGCCAAUCCCAUUAUCCCCGGGUUCAACCCGGAUCCGUCCAUCGUCCGGGUGAAUCACGACUAUUUCCUCGUAACAUCGAGCUUUGAAUACUUUCCAGGAGCCCCUAUAUACCAUAGUACGGACCUUGCACAAUGGAAGCUCAUUGGCCAUGCCCUAACACGCACAAGUCAAAUACAAAUACAAACACCGGAGCCCGGUGGUGGUGUCUGGGCCACAACCCUCCGCUUCCAUAAUGGCACAUUUUAUAUUGUGGCUGCCAGUUUCGAGCACUAUCGCCCACAGGAGGACGAUAGGGUUUGGCCCCUUGGGUUUUAUGUCAAGACGGACAAUAUUUGGGAUUCAGACUCGUGGUCUGAGCCGGUGUAUUUCGACCAAGUAGGAUUCGACCAGGAUCUUUUUUGGGACGAUGAUGGUGCUGUCUAUCUCUCUUGUACACGCCGCAAGCUUCAUCGGACGCCGGGUGCCAACUUGAAGGACUUCGCAAUCCACAUUUGCACCGUCAAUCUCGAGACCGGUGCUUCUACCUCAAAAGCUCGUCUCAUCAGAGAUUCGACAUCUGCUGUCUCGGAAGGAUCGCACAUCUUUCGGCGAGGGAAGUAUUACUACCUCUUUACAGCCGAAGGCGGUACUGAGAGUGGACAUAGUGAAUGUGUAUGUCGAAGUGAUCAAAGCCCCUUUGGGCCGUGGGAACCUGGACCGAACAAUCCUCUGUGCCAUAAUGGAGGCCAGGACGAUGUGCAAAAUGUCGGGCAUGCAGAUUUGGUCGAAGAUGAGCAAGGAAAUUGGUGGGCGGUGCUGUUGGCGGUUCGGCCAGUCAGGAAGAGUGAAGAUAAGUGGGAGUCUUCUGUAUUCGGUCGUGAGACAUUCUUGGUAUCAGUGGACUGGGUGGAUGAUUGGCCCGUGUUCAACCAAGGCCGGAAAAUAUGCCUUGAGGCGACCUCGCAGAAACUUGUUAAGCACAAUGACUCAGUGGUCUGGACAGACAGAUUUUCCGCACCAAAGCUAGAAUUAGGCUGGUACAGGAAGAACACACCGCGAAAACAAGACUUCUCCUUAACUGAAAAGCCUGGCUAUCUUCGACUGUAUGGUGCGCCCUACAGGCUCUGUGACCCUGCAUGUCCAACUAUGUUCCUGCGCAAACAAACCCAUCGGUCCUGUAAAUGGGAGACGCGUUUGUCGUUUCUCCCGUCCACCGCAUAUACUGAGGCUGGAACGGUUGUGUGGAUGGAUUAUUUCACACACUGUUCUAUUGGUAUCCGACUGAAGCACCCUGCCAAUAAUCAAACUGCUGAUGAUAUUACGUAUAAGGAUAGCCAUCUGCAAAGAAUCAUUCGAUUUUCCCCUCCGGCCGGAAGUGGCAGCGACAUAGUUGAGUGGCAAUUGACUAGCUUCCACUCCGAUGUGAUACUUCAGGUUGAGUGUGGCAGCAAAUACCGAUUUGGCUUCCGAGAGUUCAGCGAUAAGUCUGAAAGCUGUGACAAAGACCAAGAUCAAACUAUAUGGGUCGGCGAAGUUGCCAAUGAGGUUAUGACACGGCCUCCUCCAAUUGGUGCGCAGUUCACUGGUGUCAUGUUGGGAUUGUAUGCCUUGGGCGAGUAUCAUCCAUGCUCUACACCUGCGGACUUUCACCAUGUGCAUUUUACAAAUUAUGGAUGA